Messenger RNA from Salvia splendens (bonfire salvia), 354 nucleotides. RefSeq lists its product as uncharacterized. The record is from RefSeq and is a predicted model, not a curated record. Bases 1 to 354 code for a protein of 117 amino acids. The transcript has a single exon. Lineage: Eukaryota; Viridiplantae; Streptophyta; Magnoliopsida; Lamiales; Lamiaceae.
AUGCGUCUUUUUCUCAAUGAGAUGGACGCGUUUCGAAUGGAAGCUUAUGAUAGCUCGUCUACUUACAAAGAGAGGAUUAAGGUCUACCAUGAUAAGAUGAUUAGUCCACGGGAGCUCACCUUGGGGGAUGUAGUUUUGUUGCACAAUUCGAGACUCUCUCCUUUCCCUGGAAAGUUGAAGUCCAAAUGGACCGGCCCCUACAUGAUCAAUAAAAUCUAUGAUAGUGGGACGGUUGAGUUGCUAGCUCCGGAUACGACGUUGUUUCAAUCCAAUGGUCACCGUGUGAAGAAAUACUAUAGCAUGGACAAGGUGAUGGAGGAGGAAGUGGAACUAGAAGAACCACCCAUGGAAUAA